This is a messenger RNA of Macrobrachium nipponense, 6446 nucleotides long. RefSeq names its product techylectin-5B-like. The record is from RefSeq and is a predicted model, not a curated record. The transcript has 8 exons. NCBI's taxonomy places the organism in Eukaryota, Metazoa, Arthropoda, Malacostraca, Decapoda, Palaemonidae. Bases 154 to 1257 code for a protein of 367 amino acids.
UUGGAUACCACUUUCCUGACAGUUUGUACGUAAAAUAUACUCUCUCCGUCAUCUUGUAUUGACUUUUCCAAAUUUCAGCCCAACGUACUAUCGAGCGCGUUUUCAAUAACAUCUUGGUAGUUAUUUUGAUGAGAUUUGGUAUCGUUAAUCGCUAUGAACGCGUUAUUAGAAUGGCGGCUCUUCGUGCUCCUGUUUGUGAUGCCGUCUGUGCAGUCGGAGGCUGAUCGAGGGAAGACUUGUGAAGCGGACCAUCCGUAUACAGAUGGGUUGGUCGUCUAUAGUGAGCUUUUACUUGGUUCUGUUAAAGAAGAGAUAACACGACUCAUGGAGGAGUGCAACCUCACAAAGAGAUCUGGAACCAUAAUCACUAAAGGGAUGGAUGACUGUCUAAACACUAAGGAAGGUAUUGAAAAUGACAUACUUGCCAUGACUAACGAAAAGGAAAACUUGAUAAGGGAAAUGCACAGACUCCAGUCGCUGCACUCCACGCUGGUGCAAGAUCAACGCUCCAUCAAGCAAGCUUUAGAAAUGCCACCACUCGACUGCGGCGACAUACAACUGGCGGGCGCCAAAGAGAGCGGCUUGUACGAUAUCAGACUUAACAGAACUGGAGAUCACGUGAAGGUCUUGUGCGACCUCGAGACGAAUGGAGGAGGAUGGACCGUCUUUCUGCAGCGCGACAAACAACUGGAGCCCACGAACUUCAACAGGUCUUGGUCGGAUUAUAAGGAAGGCUUUGGGGAUAAAAACGCUGAAUUCUGGCUCGGGAACGACUUCCUUCAUAUCCUUACUUUUGGCAAUAAUCCUGUGACCUUGAGGGUGGAGACAGAAGACAUCGACGGAAACAGAAGAUGGGGCGAAUGGAAUGUCUUCAAAGUGGAUAGUGAAGAACACAAAUACAAGUUGACGAUAGAGAAAUACCGAAACACGAGCAACCUUCCAGAUAGUUUGGACGCGAACAACGGGCAGAUUUUCAGUACGUGGGACCAAGACAACGAUAGUUUACCAGAAUAUGCCUGCGCUAACUUACUCGGUGGAACGGGUGGAUGGUGGUACAACAAUUGCGGAUACACUAGACCGACGGGAAACCUGGCAAAUAUUGGACAAGUAAAUGAUGGAGGGGUUUAUUAUUUUGUGCACUGGUGCAACUACUCAGCCGACGCUCGUGACUGCUGGUGGUUACAAAGUAUUUCCUUGAAACUUCGUCGCAGCCAUUAUAAGUUCCCAUCAUCGCUUGAUAUGGGAAAAGUUUGCUAAUAAAAAAAAUUUGCUUAACAAGAAGGUUGACUAGGGUUUUAUGUACAGCCCUCCACAGGGAUGAUUCCCUCUCCGGCGGGCCCUUGUACGUUUUCCAAAUAAGUUACUUCCUAUAAUAUUUAUUUUAUAAUUGUCUUUUAGUAUUUUCUCAUCAGUAUCGUAACUCCUGCAGAAUAGGAGAGUCUUUAGUUCUUUAUAAAAUUUGCUUUCUUCUUGUAUAGUCUUGGUGCGCAAUGUUCAAAUGCUCUCUCACCUGACUUUCAAUUUGUUCUAAGUUCAAAUACCCUAUAUCCUUCACUCGCAUGUCUGAUCACAGGCACUUUCUUAGAAAUGUUGUUCCCCAUAUUUCAGUGCUUUAAAGACUGUAAGAAGUAUCUUGUAUUCUAUUCUUGCUUUUACUGGGAGCCAAUGUAGCUCGAUUAGUGGUGGUGUUUUUCUGUCACGGUAUCGUAAUCCUUUUAUUAAUCUGGCGGCUCUGUUUUGUACUCCUUGCAAUUUUGUCAGUAGGUAGUUAGGAAGGCCGUAGUAUAUAAUUUGCAGUAGUGAAGCCUCGAAAGUAUUUGGUUACAAAUUACUGUUUUCAAGGUACCUUCGUUUAAAUAUUUUCUAAUAAAUGCAACGUUUCUAAUAAAACAGUCACAGGUUUUUACAAAUGCAAUAUAUGGUUUUUCAUCGACAAUUCAUUAUCAAUAAAUACUCCUAAGUUCCUCACUGCCGCUACAAUGUUUAUGGAUAACGAGCCAAUAGUUAUUCUUUUGAAGUGUUCAUAUUUUCGUAGUGCACUAUCAGAUCCAAAUAACAAACACUCAGUUUUGUCCUCAUUGAGUUUUAGUUUCUAUGCACCAUUCACAUUUUUUUAUAACUUUCAUUAUUACAUCAAUUUUACUAAUGUCAUCUACCGUUUCGGGAGGAAAAUAGAAAUGAAUAUCGUCAGCAUACAGUUUAUAACUAACCUUGUGCUUGUUUAGGAUUCUAGAUAAUUCAUUUGUGUAAAUGCCAAAUAGCAGUGGACCCAGGACGCUGCCUUGGGGCACUCCUCUAGUUAGGGCUUUCUUUUCUGAUUUCACAUUUGAUAUAACCACUGUAACCUUCCUGUUUUCUGUGUAGCUUUUGUACCAUUUGAGCACACCAUCUUCAAUGCCUACUGCUCUCAGGUCUUCAAGCAGCAGAUUGUUGUCAAUUCCACUUGCCAUAGUCGCUUUUUUUUUAUCAUUUGUAAUUGCGCACAAUGUAGUGUCUGUAAGCUGACUGAUCAUCAGGUAUAAUGCUGAGUUGUUUCAAGUAUUCCCACGUUUGUUCGUGAACUACUGUUUCUAUAAGUUUUGAUAAGUACGAUAGGUUCGAUAUUGGCCUAUAGAAGCUAAGAUUUUCUUGAUCACGUUUUUCUUUGUAAGGCGCCUUUAUACAAGCAAGCUUUUAAAUAUUUGGGAAGGAUACUUGUUGUUACGGCCUCUGAGAGAGGUCCGCUUCAGGUUCGAUAUGAAAUAAAUACAGAAAAAUAUUUCAACACCAACAGUUGAAACUGGGGAUACGAAUAUAGAAAGAAACACUAACACAACAAAGGCUUAUUUACAAGCUUACUAACAAAGGUAAAUGCAGAAUGGUAUCUCCUAUUUACACAAGAAGGCAAAAUCUUAUACUGCAUGAACUGGGGGAACAGUGAGGUAAUUCAAAUACUUGCUGCUUAGUUUAGCGAAUCGAAGCGAUGGCUUCACAAAAGGAGAACGACGAUUGCAGACGUCCUCUUGACUCCGUAUUGCAGAAAAUAAAGUCUACUCUCAAGACUUGAAAGUCAGGAACUCCCCAAAACCUCUAGCAGGUAAGCAGGACAUUUUCUUCUCUGAAGUCUGCUCAACGUCAACGUCAAGAUGACUAGACCAGAAUCCAACCAACUCUCGAGCAACUUUUCCUCUGAUCCUUCGUCGGUUCCUUUUUCUCUUAUCUCUCUCGGAUGAUCUCUGCUGCUGCUGAUCUCUCACUGAUAAUCUGAUCUGUGGCUCUUACUGAGGAUAUCUCUCUGUGACGAUCUCUCUCUCACGAUCUCUGUUUUUUCCUACUUCAUCCGUUGUAUGGCGAACGUCAAAGGCUCCCGAGAUUACUAGAACUUCUUAGAAGACUCUAGACGGAAUAUUGCAUCAUAUUUCGCUGCAUUUCUCCCGACACUUAGGCGCGUGUUGCGCUCCACAACACGCCCGACGAUUCCAAAAACAACCGCGAGAACAGGAGCCUCCAACACGGGCGCGAAAGCCUCUUUAUUGCAGAAUUUCUCGAAGAUACGUUUUCCUUUCCUUUAACUUCCUUUGCUAUGAAGCAAUUACCAUCACACUUGUGCUAAACUCAUUUAGACAAUAUCUAAAUAUAGCUCCAGCAACUGAUUAAAGUCUUUUGCUUCUUUUAAAGUCGCUUACGGGAACGGGUCAUUUUCAUAGUAGGUGUUUUUUUUUUUUACUUAUGUUGUUUUUUCGAAGUCAUUCAUGUUCAGUUCAGCAAACUUACUGAAUUUGCUAUUAUGCAUUAUGGGCCUCCCUUUCUAAACUCAUGGCAGAUUCUUUCAAUUUUUUCUUCAAAGUAACUCCCAAAGUUCUCAGCCAGGUUCCUGUGGUCACUGGUUACGUCAGGUAGAACAUUUUUUCUCUUGAGUCCUAAUAUUCCGGCUAAAUUAUCAUGGAUUUUUUUUCUUAGGAUUUUUCUCCUCACUAAGUAUUUUAUUGUAAUAUAUUUUCUUGGUUUUCAAUAAUUAAGUCGUUGUACUGAUUUCUGGCUGCUUUAAACAGUAACCAAUUUUCACUUUUUUCUUGAUUUUUCGGUCUUUUCCUCAGAUCUUCCAUUUUUCUUUUCUUUUUCUUAGCUUCACAUAAUUCACUGUUGAAUUGUUUGGUAUUUUCUUCAACUAUUAUUUGCCUUGUCACUUCUGGGCAUUUAUCGUUAUAUUUUGAUGCUAAUAUACGUUUGCUAUUGUCUGUAAAACUACUUAGGAUGCCUGGUUACCUGUCAAGGUAUUUCUCAAAGGACAUUUGCACUCCUGGCUUGUUUCUCUUAUUUUCAUUUUGCUCUCCACAAUCAAUUUAUCAGCUUUAAAGUUGGUUUUGUUUCUGUAACUAAUAGUUUUUUUCAUUGCAUAGCCUUUCCAUUUAUUUAUACUAAAUGUGACUAGUUAUGUAUUGGAGAUAUCGUGCAUUAACAGGCUCAAUUAGUAUAUCACUCAAAAUCUCACUGUUUUUUUUUUGUUUGUAUCACUAGGCCGAUGGUCCUAUGGUACAAUAAUGAUUAGAUUUACAAGAGCGUGGCUUUCAAGUAACCCUAUAUAUUCUUUGACAUCAUUAGCUUCCAAUUGCAGGUUAAAGUCACCACAAAUCAGUGCAUUCUUUUUUAUCAGUUAACAAGUUUAUGAAGUCACUGAAUUCGUCUAGAAAGGCUUUGUGGUUUGUAAAUUGUUAUAAUUUGUAUGUGUUUAUUUAUGUGUGUAAUUUUAGUGUUGAUUACAUUCAAAUGUAGUGAACACAUUUUGGUUUCUCAUGGAUUCUUUGUAUGCUUUUUUGACAAAGAUUCCCACUCCACCACCUUUUUUGUUUUCUGUCGGCAAAAGUUGUGAGCCCACCCUGGCGUCAUUUCGUUUUUUAGAAUAAUCACUUACAUUAUUACUUAGCCAAGUCUCCGUUAGCAUGCAUAUAUCUAGAUUGUGAUCAAUUAUAAGAUUUCUAAUAAUGUUGGUUUUAUUUCCUACUGACUGUAUGUUUACUGAAUUGCAUGGAAGAUGAUUAUUAUUAGUCAAAGCCACGAUCCGUAUUAUGUUUCGCCCUUCAUACUUGUUCUUUGUAUACUGUGCACUCAUUUCCAUCAGGUUUUAUGUUCAGUCUCACCGUGGCCUUUCGUUUCACAAUUUUUACAUUGUAAGGUGGUGCUAGUUAGUACAUUCAUUUGAUGUGUCAUUUUCGCCACAGUUAGGGAAAACUUGGUUAUUUCUACAAUUUGUUGCACUAUGACCAAAUUCCUGACAUUUAUAGCAUUGAUAGGUCAUGUAACAGUCUUACACACUGCAACAGCUGUACAGCGUAUACAACUUGUCGCCUCCAUCAUAGAUAGCCUUUCGUAUUUGUGGUGUGCAUUUGAUGAUAUAGUGCUUGUCUCUGUCAGCUUUGGCUUUCAUUUCCUUUACAAUUUUCAGGUCGUCGUCUCCAGAAAUGAGAGUGCCUAUCCAUGGGUUUUUCUUUAUUAUGUUAUUGAUAAUGUCAUCUAGUACGUGCUUUCGGAACAUAUCCUACUUUUAUUUUGGGUUUUAGUUUACAUUUCUCAUUUACUGAUAUAUCACUGAUUUACUGAAUCUCUGUUUUAGCUUUUUUUGAGUUUUUCCUAUCUGGAAAUCUUUAUGAACAAGUUUCCAUCUCUUGUUGCUUUAACCUGUUCAAUGUCCAAGUGGCGCCGUUAUUUUACUCAUAAUUUGCUUCUAAUCAUCUGCCGCUGUGCUCUCAUCGUCAGGAGAUUUGAUCAAAAGCACCUUUCUUGUCUUGAGUGAUUCUGCAAAAGUUCUGUCCAUAUUUAUCAUAAUCUUUUCAUCUUUAUCAGGAUUGUCAAUUUUGCAUUGAAUUUCAUCUACAAGUUCUUCGAACCGAAUCCUGAAUCAGCUCUGCCAAGUUCAUCUUCAAUAAGUUUUUUGUGCUUUUUUGUUCCGGCCUCUUGCAGUUGUUACAGAUGUACAAUAUGUUGUCACAUGAAAGUAUGCCCGAGUAUUUACUCUCGAUUCCGAACACUCGUAGUGGAACCACGUCUCACAUAUUUCACAGCAAGUUCCUUCUUCAAUAACUUCAUCAGAGCAUUGACUGCAGGUACACUGUAAAAAGCUCAAGGUAGAGAAAGGGUAUAACGUUUGAGCUAAGGUUUAUACAUAAGUUAAUACACCCUACUGCUCAGAAAUACCCCUCUCAAUGGAUAGGCAGGGUAUUUUUGGUGAAUAUUAUACCCUUUUUACAUUUGCUCUCAAAAUGGGCUUCGGAAGUAUAUCUGAUUAUGUCAUGAAAUGAACUUUUACUCUUUAUCAAUAACCAUAUUGUUACACUGAUAGUGUAACGCAAUAAAAAAAGUUACUAAUAGUAUAAUAGUUUUGAGUUAUUGAUAAUUUUGCAGCAAGUCGGUAUCCUACAAAUGUAGUUCUUGGCAAUUAUAUCGUUGCCAAGACUCACUUGAUUACACAA